Messenger RNA from Gongylonema pulchrum, 486 nucleotides. NCBI's taxonomy places the organism in Eukaryota, Metazoa, Nematoda, Chromadorea, Rhabditida, Gongylonematidae. The record is from the annotation of a GenBank genome assembly.
AUGGGCCACGGAAGUGGUUGUAGGUAUUUUGGACGAUCGGCAGUGCUGCACAGUAAUUGUCGCGCUGUAGCACUUCUCAUGGGCUGCUCGAGUGUUCGCAUAGUUCACGAAGGUGAAGGGUUCGAUGGUCGGAGCGCUGUGCACGAUUACGUGAUUGCAAAAUGCCCAUGUGUUGUUGGUUGCCUUUGGAUGGUUACCGAUGGUGAAAUUGACCGAGUAUUGGUAGCUCUUCUCAGGUACUGCUUUUCGAAAUCCGGGAAAAGCGCAGGAGGCGAAACUGGAACAAGCUCAUCGUACCGUUUGCUGGUGGACGGAAUCGCGCGUGCACGAGCUGCUUGUAAAUUAAAAUACUUAACCGGUGGCGCUGUUGUCGCAUACGGUCUGCCUAUUGUAACUCAUGUAUCGGAUUGUAUCGCAGAAGUGGAAAAAGAGCGUGAAGUGCAGCUCGUUGAUGAUACGCCUACUGAAUUGCCAAUAACAGUUUGA